Molecule: messenger RNA, 1395 nt
Organism: Grosmannia clavigera kw1407
Lineage: Eukaryota; Fungi; Ascomycota; Sordariomycetes; Ophiostomatales; Ophiostomataceae
Product: prolidase
Exons: 3
Coding region: 1-1395 (464 amino acids)
Molecular function (GO): manganese ion binding; metalloaminopeptidase activity
Source: RefSeq, a predicted model, not a curated record
AUGACUGACUACGACGAGGUUCUCAGGGGCAAGUACCCGGCCAAGGCGCACGCGCAGCGGGUCGCCGACUACAUUCGGGCCAAGGUGCCAGCGGCGAGGGCGAAGCACGGGGUGAUCUACCUAGAGAGCAAGGCGACACGGCUGCUGGAGGACAACGACGAGCCGGAGCCAUUCCGGCAGCGGCGGCCGUUCUUUUACCUGACGGGCAGCACGCUGGCAGACGCGGCAGUGGCGUACGACAUGGCCAGCGGGAAAUCGACACUCUUCAUCCCGCCUGUGGACGCAGACACCGUCAUCUGGUCAGGGCUGCCGGUGACGGCCGAGGAGGCCAAGGCGCGCUGGGACGUGGACGCGGUGCGAUAUGUGGAGGAGGUAAACGGGUUCCUGGCCGGACUAGCCCAGCGGCCGGGUUCGGUGGUGUUUGCGAUGGCCGGCCAGGUGGCCGACGGGACGACCUUUGUGGGCUUUGACGAGGCCGACAUGGAGCUUCUGCGUGAGGCGGUCGAGGAGGAGCGAGUGGUCAAGGACGAGUACGAGCUGGCGCUGCUGGCCCGGGCCAACGCGGUGUCGAGCGACGCCCAUCGCGCGGUGCUGCAGCGGGCACGCGGCGCCGCCAACGAGCGCGAGCUCGAGGCCGUCUUCCUCGCGCAUUGCGUCGCCCACGGCGCGCGCGAGCAGUCGUACAGCAGCAUCGUGGCCAGUGGUCGGGCCGCCGCUACGCUGCACUACGUGCGCAACGACCAGCCGCUUGCCGGCAAGCUCAACCUGCUGCUGGAUGCCGGCGCCGAGUGGGACUGCUAUGCGGCCGACAUCACUCGCACCUUUCCCCUUGGCGGCCGCUUCUCGCCCGAGUCUCGGGCCAUCUACGACAUCGUCCUGCGCAUGCAGCUCGAGUGCAUCGACCUCCUGCGCGAGGGUGUACUCUGGGACGACGUCCACCUGCACGCCCACGCCGUCGCCAUCGACGGCCUCCUCGACCUCGGCAUUCUGCGCGGCGACAAGGCCGACAUCCUGCGCGACCGCACCAGCGUCGCCUUCUUCCCCCAUGGCCUCGGCCACUAUCUCGGCAUGGACACCCACGACGUCGGCGGUCACCCCAACUACGCCGACAAGGACCCCAUGUUCCGCUACCUGCGCGUCCGCGGCACCCUCCCGGCCGGCAGCGUCGUCACCGUGGAGCCGGGCAUCUAUUUUUGCGAGUUUAUCAUUCGCCCCUAUCUCAAGGACCCUGUCCACGCCAAGUACAUCGACACGGACGUGCUUGACAAGUACUGGGACGUCGGUGGUGUCCGAAUCGAAGACAAUAUCGUCAUUACCAAGACAGGAUGCACAAAUCUUACACCCGCCAUCAAGGAUCCAGAAGAGCUCGAGAAGAUCGUCAGCGGGUCGGCAUGA